CGUCACCGUACCCCUUGCACAUCUUCUCUUGUCGAUUACUACGUCGCUACUAUACUACCAGCACCUUUUCUUGUCGAUUACUACGUCGCUACUAUACUACCAGCACCUUUUCUUGCCGUCCAACAGCGCUAGGUAGGGCAGACAUCAUGGCAGCCACAUUGGUCCAAGUACCCGACUUUCUGCGCAACUGGCCGUGGGAGCGCGCCCUGAACCCUCUCUAUGAGGAGGUGAAGACUGAUUCUCUUGCCUGGCUCCAUGGCUUUGGCUUCUUCGACGUCAAGUCUCAGGAUUCAUUCGACCGCUGCGAGUUCCCAAAGCUCGCCAUGCUCACGUCCCCGCACCACAAUCGAGAGCACGCUCGAUCCACAUGCGAUCUGAUGGACCUCUUCUACGUCAUCGACGAAUACACCGACGUCGAGGACGCAGGCGGGGUUCAGAAGAUCGUCGACAUGAUCAUGGACGCCCUCCGAAACCCCAGCAAGCCCCGCCCCACGGGCGAGUUCCGGAUUGGCGAGAUGGCACGCCAGUUCUGGGCUCUGGCCAUCCAGACGGCCUCUCCCAUGUCCCGGGCCCACUUUGUCGACACCAUGCAGGAGUACCUCGACUCGGUCACCGAGCAGGCCGUGGACCGCGCCAGCAACCGCGUCCGCACCAUUGACGAGUACUGGGCCCUCCGCCGUCUGACGGGCGGCUGCCUCCCUAGCUUUGCCCUGAUCGAGCUUGGCCUGGAAUUCCCCGAGGAGAUCUACCGUCACCCUCUGCUAGAGAACCUCCGCGAGUGCGCCAACCGGGCCAUCUGCGCCGCCAAUGACGUGUAUUCGUACAACAUCGAGCGGGUCCGCGGCCACGCCCUGCACAACCUCGUGACCAUCGUGAUGCACGAGAAGGACAUGGGCCCGCAGGAGGCCAUCACGUGGAUCGGGGCGUGGCAUGACGAUCUCGUCGCCGACUUCUUCGCCAGCAAGGCGGAGCUGGAGCAGCUGCUGAGCCACGGGGAGUGGGCGGGCGGGGACGUGGAGCGGCAGGUGAGAAUCUACGUCGACGGGCUCGGGUGUUGGGUGCGCGGCAGCGACGACUGGCACCUCGAAGGCCAGCGCCACCUCGGCAACCAGGGCCCCAGCUUCCGCAAGAACCGCCAGCUGCUGAUGCUGCCCCGCGUCGACGCCAUGCAGGCGCGCGCCGGAGUCACUGAUGCUGAGGGCAUCCUGGUGCGCGAGCUCAUGGAGAAGAAUGCGGUCGCAGGCAUGCACAUCUCGACCCAGGCCACUGCCAUCCUGACCGUGUGAUCCGAAAGGGGCAAGCUGGCACGUGUUUCUGUCUGAGGUGCCAAGGGCCACGCCACGGAGCAGUUGUGCGGAACUCGAGCACUGGGGAAGGGAGUUGGGGGGAGGGAG
Lasiosphaeria miniovina is the source of this 1394-nucleotide messenger RNA. Its product is annotated as terpenoid synthase. The transcript has 4 exons. The record is from RefSeq and is a predicted model, not a curated record. NCBI's taxonomy places the organism in Eukaryota, Fungi, Ascomycota, Sordariomycetes, Sordariales, Lasiosphaeriaceae. Bases 147 to 1286 code for a protein of 379 amino acids.